AUGACGCCCCCGGACUCCAAUGACCCAGAACCAUUCCCAUGGCAUCUAGGCGUAUACGAUGCGCACUGCCACCCCACAGAUACUAUGUCUACCAUUUCCUCGAUUCCGGCCAUGAAGACCCGCAUCCUUACCGUGAUGGCCACACGAAUUCAGGAUCAAGAUCUAGUCACGUCGACGGCAGAGACCCACGGUAUCAGGUCAUCAGAUCCUGCGAAGUGGUCAAGAGAUGAGUGUGUAGUCCCGUGUUUUGGAUGGCAUCCAUGGUUUGCACAUCAAAUGUACUUCGAUGAUGAGCAGAACCACAGAGAGGGAGAGAAAGAUACGGGCGAGCUAGAAGGCCAAGCAAAACUCAUCCACUACCAAAACGUAUUCCAGCCACACAGAGAGGUCUUGAGCGAGGAAGAUCAAGAAAUCCUCCAAUCCCUUCCAUCUCCCAUCCCAUUUUCCGCCUUCCUUGCCGAAACUCGGGAGCACCUAGUCAAAUACCCCUACGCCCUCAUCGGUGAAGUAGGCCUCGACCGCGCAUUCCGUGUUCCCUCAGCAUGGUCACCUUCAGCAUGGUCGCAACGCGACACCACAGUUACACCGGGGGGUCGGGAAGGUCGGCGUCUGACUCCUUUCCGCUGCAGCCCUCAACAUCAGAAGAGAGUUUUUAAGGAGCAACUGCAACUCGCGGCGGAGAUGGGACGGGCUGUGAGUGUACACGGCGUGCAAGCACAUGGCUUAGUAUUUGAAUCGUUGCAAGAGCUAUGGGCAGGCCACGAGAAGGUAGUCCUGAGCAAACGAGAAAAAAAGCGGCGAGGUGUCGACCACGAGUCCGUCGCGGCGUCCAUGGACGACAGCGAUGCGAAUCCGAGCCCGAACGCGAACGCGCAACCACAGCCCUAUCCUCCAAGAAUAUGCCUCCACUCUUUCUCUGGCCCGCCCUCGGUUCUUAAACAAUACUUGAAUCCCAUCAUACCUGUCCGUAUCUUCGCAUCCUUCAGCACAGCGAUCAACCUCUCCGACGCCCUCGAUUCAGAAACGCCCGCAGCCUUUGAGGAUGUCAUCAAGACUGUACCAGACCAUAUGCUGCUUGUAGAGAGCGACUUAGACCGCGCAGGAAGUGACAUAGAUACGCGAAUGGAAGACAUCAUACGAAGGAUAUGUCGAAUCAAAGGAUGGAAUCUGACAGAGGGAGUACAGCAGCUGGGCAAGAACUGGCAUGGCUUUGUUUUUGGAUCGUAA
Messenger RNA from Dothidotthia symphoricarpi CBS 119687, 1227 nucleotides. RefSeq names its product Metallo-dependent hydrolase. The coding region runs from base 1 to 1227 and encodes 408 amino acids. The transcript has a single exon. Gene Ontology annotation, molecular function: hydrolase activity, acting on ester bonds. The record is from RefSeq and is a predicted model, not a curated record. NCBI's taxonomy places the organism in Eukaryota, Fungi, Ascomycota, Dothideomycetes, Pleosporales, Dothidotthiaceae.